AAUUUCUGACUGAUGAACAACAAAAAACCCACGAAUUGUGUGCCUUAAAAGUGAUUUAAUGUUGCAUAAAAACUAAGCAAACCAAGAAGGAGGGGAAAGACUUUUCAAUAAACAAUAUAUACUUACAUAUUUACACAAAUACAUAUCUACAUGUAAUAUAUGUGUGCAAUAAAAGUUUUCUCACAGUGUCAACUACUCAUACAUAAUUAUAAAAAUAACUUAAAACGAUUAAAGUAAAACUUCUUACGCGACUUGAAUUUCCCCAAAGCACUGACAAGUCGACUUUGAAAGUAGCAUAGAAACGGAAUAAGAAAGGAACCAACCUAUAACUAGCGAUAUUACACAUGGAUCCAGAAAAUCAGUGCCCACAGUACGGCGAAGUGAAUCAACUUGGCGGGGUAUUUGUGAACGGUCGCCCUCUGCCGAAUGCGACGCGCAUGCGUAUUGUUGAAUUAGCGCGACUCGGCAUACGACCCUGCGAUAUUUCCCGCCAACUGCGCGUCAGCCACGGUUGCGUCUCGAAGAUAUUGGCGCGCUACCAUGAAACAGGCUCCAUUCUACCAGGCGCUAUAGGCGGUUCAAAGCCGCGCGUCACUACCCCAAAAGUAGUAAACUACAUACGGGAACUCAAACAACGCGAUCCCGGCAUAUUCGCUUGGGAGAUCCGCGAUCGCUUACUUACCGAAGGAAUCUGUGAUAAGACGAAUGUGCCCAGCGUCAGCUCCAUUUCACGAAUAUUGCGCAACAAGCUCGGCACCAUCGGACAUCAUCAUCAUAGCUCCGCUAUGGUGGCGACAAAUAACACAAAUUCUUCACCACACCAUCAUACUCACACACACACGCAUGCCCAUCAUCACACGUCAGCGCAUAAUGCAGGUGUUUCGGCUGCAGCGGCCACAGCAGCACAUCAUCAACACGCCGCCGCCGCAGCUGCGGUACACGCGCAUCCUCAUCUCUACAAUUCCAUUUAUCAACCAUAUAGCGCGUACAGCAUGAAGACAGCCGUAUCUUGUGGCAGUCCGUCACCACCACAGUCCACUCAAACUACUCAUCAGUUGCGUACGGCUGCAGCAGCAGCGGCUGCUGCGCACUGUUGGCCAUCAUCGCACUCUGUAAGCGACAUUUUGGCGCAUCAUCAGGCGGUGGCGCUGCGUGCCAGCUGUCAGGUGGGCAACACAAUGGGUGCGCUACCAACCGCACUGCCUAUGAAUCCUUCACCGGUGGGUGGUGCAAUGGGUGUGGGUGCGCAACAGCUAAUAGGUGGCGAAGAUUGUGAUGGCAUGGCGAACAGCGCGGCGGCAGCCACACAAGUCGCAGUGGCGGCGGCUGCGGCGUCACAACAGCCCUACAACUACUACAUGUAUUUCCAAAAUACUGGCAUGCAUCAUCAUCAUCACCAUGGUGGUAUGAUGGCAGCAGGCGCGACGGGAUUAUGAGAACUGCGCUAAAAGGGCAGUCAACUGUGAAGACAAAAGACACAGAAGAAACGGGAACGACAACAAUGCGAAAGUUGUCUCAUAUCACAGUUUUCUCAUACUGGAUGGAGAUUAAGGAAUGAAUCAGCAGUGAAUUUUAUUCUAGUUUAUAAGCAAUCACUUAUAU
This is a messenger RNA of Anastrepha obliqua, 1602 nucleotides long. It is a transcript of the gene Poxm, whose product is annotated as paired box pox-meso protein. NCBI's taxonomy places the organism in Eukaryota, Metazoa, Arthropoda, Insecta, Diptera, Tephritidae. Gene Ontology annotation, molecular function: DNA-binding transcription factor activity, RNA polymerase II-specific; RNA polymerase II cis-regulatory region sequence-specific DNA binding. The transcript is spliced from 2 exons. The record is from RefSeq and is a predicted model, not a curated record. Gene Ontology annotation, biological process: anatomical structure development; regulation of transcription by RNA polymerase II. Bases 345 to 1436 code for a protein of 363 amino acids.